Molecule: messenger RNA, 1284 nt
Organism: Pieris macdunnoughi
Lineage: Eukaryota; Metazoa; Arthropoda; Insecta; Lepidoptera; Pieridae
Source: the annotation of a GenBank genome assembly
AUGGAGAUGGAAACGGAGGAGACAUCAAAUUUGACCAUAGAGAAAAAUAACCAUAUGGAUGAAUUAGAGGUGGUGUACACAUGGGAAAUGGAUUUCAAUCGCAGCCUGUUGAGUGCAGCCACAAUACUUGUACCCCGAGCCACCACAGUACCAUCAACGACGAACGGAAUGCCUCCCUGGGCCCAUAAUUCUUGGAUCUGCUUAUUUGCUGCCAUGCUUGCUGUAGCCAUAGGCGGGAAUGCUAUCGUUAUAUGGAUAGUAACAGCUCACCGAAGGAUGCGAACAGUGACCAAUUACUUCCUGGUGAACCUGUCUUUCGCAGAUCUGAUGAUGUCCUUGCUCAACUGUCUCUUCAACUUUAUCUAUAUGCUUCACAGUGACUGGGUAUUCGGCGUGCGCUAUUGCAAGCUCAGCAAUUUCAUAGCGAACGUCACAGUCGCAGCAAGUGUGUUUACUCUGACAGGCAUUUCCUUCGACAGGUACCAAGCAAUUGUACGACCAAUGAGACCUAGAAUGUCAAAAAGCUGCUCCCUCAUCAUGAUUGCUGGAAUUUGGGUUAGCGGAAUGUUAUUGGCAAUACCCUGUUUGCUAUAUUCUACUACAAAGGAAUACAGGUCCAAGGGAACGCUGAGAACAGCGUGUCUUCUCUCAUGGCCAGAUGGAUUACCCGAUGUAUCAUAUAUGGAUUUUAUGUAUCAAGUGUUGUUUUUUAUAGUAACAUACGCUGUUCCAAUGAUGGGUAUGACAUUUUUCUAUUCAGCGAUGGGCAGAGUACUUUGGGGAUCACGGUCUAUAGGGGAACUGACUCAAAGACAAUUGGAUUCCAUUCGUUCGAAACGAAAGGUUGUGAAGAUGUUCAUCUUAGUCAUAGUGAUUUUCGGCCUAUGCUGGUUACCGUAUCACAGUUACUUUAUUUUCACACACUUCUACCCAUCUGUGUUAUACAUGAAGUAUAUACAACAUGUAUAUCUUGGUUUCUAUUGGCUGGCAAUGGCGAAUGCGAUGGUCAACCCGAUAAUUUACUAUUGGAUGAACGCUAAAUUCCGGGCGUACUUUCGGACGGCGAUCCUUUGUAGAUGGCGUGACAGUUGCUUCCGACGAAAACGAACAUUGCCAGAUUCACCGCCAGACUGCAUGUCCCAGUCUGGCAGCAGAUCCCGAUCAGGUUUUUACUCGUUAACGUAUCGAGGUACACAAAGAAUCAAGAGGAAAUGCAGUGGUCGUUUGGCCGCUCUCGUGUCGGGAGGGACCGCGCCAGUUGCCGAGACAGCCUUCGCUUGCUAG